UCUGCUCCGCGUUAAUGCGGGCGAGGCGGCGGCCACGCUGCGAGCUUCAAAGGCUCCCGGGCCGCGCCGCCUGCACCGGCUGCGGGGGGAGGGGGUCCGGCUUCCUGGGCUGCCUCCCCCUGGGAAAAAGGCGUUUCAGGGUCCCUUUUCCGCGCCGUGCAAAGUGGCUUCAAACAUCCUCCAAGUCUCCAAAAGUCCUUGGGACGCCUCAGAAGUCUUCCAGCUCCCAUAGAAAUGCCCGUUUCAGCUUGCCACCCCCCCCCAACUAAGUCUGUCUUAAAAUCGGUUUCAACUACCCCACAAAAAAGUGCGGUUUCAUAGCCCUCAAAGUCAGUUUCACACGCCCUCCAAAAAAGAAAAAAACUUAGCGGGGGAGGGGCUGCGCUGGGGCGCCCGUUUCACACCCGGCCUCCAGUUGGCAGACAAAGAGGGGAUUUCUCCGCUUCUGAAGUUGGGUCUCCCUCCACCUCGGAGGCCCCUCUCCACCCUCAGCCUGUGAGGUGUCUCCCGGGCUGCCCCCGCCCCCACCCCCACCUGGGGACCUCUUGGGGAAAGUCGAAACCCGAGGGGACUGGAGUGGAUUUCUUUGGGACGAAGAUUUUUCUCAGCUCCUUUUUCCGGGGGCGGAAUGGGAACUGGCAGGUGGAUCCCUCAUCCCCCAUUGUGGUAUGGAGCCUCCUGGGACCACGCGGGGGCACCCUGGUCUUGGGACCCCCAUGUCCCCCCAUGUAGGGCAGAAGAGAGGAGAUGUCAAAGUUUUGCUUAAAAAUAAUUCCUGGGUACAUGGUGGCAGUAAAGCAACCUAGGGUUGUGUUUUUUUUCCCGUCUAAUACUACUGGGGUUUUCUGGGGGCAGGAGAUUCAAGGGUUGAGGGAAGCUUUGCCGGUCCCUGCAUAGGGCUCACCUCCCCCCUUUAAGUCGUGAAGUUUGUAAAAGGGCUUCGUGGUUUUCUGACUUGUGGGUUUCCUUCAUGUUGAAUUUAGGGGCAACCUGGUCUUCAACGUGCUGUGACAUCUGCUGGUGGGGGGGAAUCACCAUAUUUUCCGCGGGGUGGGGUAGGGUCGGGCUGUUCCUCCCCUUCCCGGAGGGGUGCCUGGGAGGAAGCCCGGGGCGGGGGGGGGGGGGUAGAUGGUUGGAAAUGAGACGUGGAGAAAGGAGAGGUGUUCUGGCCGCCCUGUUUGCAGUUUAAAAUUGGCAACUUGAUUCCCUGGUGGUCCCUGGGGGAGGCAGGGAGUUUAUAUGUGCACACCCUCCCCCCAUUUUUCAGACUCCCUGUGGCCUCUGGGGAGGGGUCUCAGGGACCCAGACUCUGGAAUUCCAGCUUCCCAGGGCCCGCCCAGAAGCCAGACCCCAGGGCAGGUGAGGAGCUUUUUAAGCGGCUUCCCAGCUCUGCGCUUUUGAUAUUCAGCUCUUCUUCUCUCGCUGUUUCUCCCUGUCCGUCUCUCCCACGUCCACCACGCAGGGAUUCCAGUCCUGAGGUGCCCACCCUGGCCCCAGGAGAAUGAACCAGCCGCAGAGAAUGGCGCCCGUGGGCACGGACAAGGAGCUCAGUGACCUCCUGGACUUCAGCAUGAUGUUCCCGCUGCCUGUCACCAACGGGAAGGGCCGGCCUGCCUCCCUGGCCGGCGCGCAGUUCGGAGCUUCAGGUCUUGAGGAUCGGCCCAGCUCAGGCUCCUGGGGCAGCGGCGACCAGAACAGCUCCUCCUUUGACCCCAGCCGGACCUUCAGCGAGGGCGCCCACUUCACCGACUCACACAGCAGCCUCUCUUCGUCCACAUUCCUGGGACCAGGACUCGGAGGCAAGAGCGGCGAGCGGGGUGCCUAUGCCUCCUUUGGGAGAGAUGCAGGCGUGGGCGGCCUGACUCAGGCUGGCUUCCUGCCGGGCGAGCUGGCCCUCAACAGCCCUGGGCCCCUGUCCCCAUCCGGCAUGAAGGGGACCUCCCAGUACUACCCCUCCUACUCCAGCAGCUCCCGGCGCAGAGCGGCGGACGGUGGCCUGGGUGAGCAAGACACACAGCCCAAGAAGGUCCGGAAGGUCCCGCCGGGUCUUCCAUCCUCGGUGUACCCACCCAGCUCAGGUGAGGACUACAGCAGGGACACCACCACCUAUCCGUCCGCCAAGACCCCCAGCAGCGCCUAUCCCGCCCCCUUCUACAUGGCAGAUGGCAGCCUGCACCCCUCAGCCGAGCUCUGGAGUCCCCCGGGCCAGGCAGGCUUCGGGCCCAUGCUGGGCGGGGGCUCAUCCCCCCUGCCCCUCCCACCCGGCAACGGCCCUGUGGCCAGUGGUGGAGGCAGCAGCACGUUUGGUGGCCUGCACCAGCAGGAGCGCAUGGGCUACCAGCUGCACGGGGCAGAGGUGAAUGGCGGGCUCCCGGCUGCAUCCACCUUCUCCGGAGCUGCGUAUGGCGGCGUCUCCAGCCACACGCCGCCUGUCACUGGGGCCGACAGCCUCCUGGGCUCCCGAGGGACCACAGCCGGCAGCUCUGGGGAUGCCCUCGGGAAGGCACUGGCCUCGAUCUACUCCCCGGAUCACUCAAGCAAUAACUUCUCAUCCAGCCCCUCCACCCCCGUGGGCUCCCCGCAGGGCCUGGCAGGGACGUCGCAGUGGCCCCGAGCAGGAGCCCCCGGUGCCUUAUCGCCCAGCUACGACGGGGGUCUCCACGGCCUGCAGAGUAAGAUAGAAGACCACCUGGACGAGGCCAUCCAUGUGCUCCGCAGCCACGCCGUGGGCACAGCUGGCGACGUGCACGCACUGCUACCUGGCCACGGGGCACUGGCCUCGGGCUUCGUCGGUCCCAUGCCGCUGGGCAGCCGGCACGCAGGCCUGGCCGGAGCCGGACACCCCGAGGACGGCCUUGCAGGCAGCGCCAGCCUCAUGCACAACCACGCGACCCUCCCCAGCCAGCCAGGCGCCCUCCCCGAGCUCUCCCGGCCUCCUGACUCGUACAGUGGGCUAGGGCGAGCAGGUGCCACAGCAGCUGCCGCCGGCGAAAUCAAGCGGGAGGAGAAGGAGGACGAGGAGAAUACCUUGGCAGCUGACCACUCGGAGGAGGAGAAGAAGGAGCUGAAGGCCCCCCGUGCCCGGACCAGCCCAGACGAGGACGAGGACGACCUUCUCCCCCCAGAGCAGAAGGCCGAGCGGGAGAAGGAGCGCCGGGUGGCCAAUAAUGCCCGGGAGCGGCUGCGGGUCCGUGACAUCAACGAGGCCUUUAAGGAGCUGGGGCGCAUGUGCCAGCUGCACCUCAACAGCGAGAAGCCCCAGACCAAACUGCUCAUCCUGCACCAGGCCGUCUCGGUCAUCCUGAACUUGGAGCAGCAAGUGCGAGAGCGGAACCUGAACCCCAAAGCUGCCUGUUUGAAACGGCGAGAAGAGGAGAAGGUGUCGGGUGUGGUCGGAGACCCCCAGAUGGUGCUUUCCACGGCCCACCCAGGCCUGAGUGAGACCCACAACCCCACCGGGCACAUGUGAAAGUAAACAAAACCUGAAAGCAAGCAACAAGACAUACACUUUGUCAGAAAAGAAAAAAUGCCUUAACUAUGAAAUGUGGAGAAACGGAAACAUAUCACUUGAGGGAGAUGCUGUGGAAACCUGGCUUACUCUUCAGAAGCCACCAGCAAAUUGUGCCUACGCGUACUAUUUUUUUUAAGGAAAAUAAAAACAUUAGUUACAAGAUUUUUUUUUUCUUAAUAGAGAUGAAAAUGAGCAAGGAUGCUGCGUUUGGUCUCUGGUUUUUUUUAAGCUUUUUUUUGCAUAUGUUUUGUAAGCAACACUUUUUUUGUAUAAAAGUUCCGUGUCUCGCUACUUCUGCUGCUGUUACUAGACUGAGCAUUGCAUUUCCUGGUCAACCCGAUGAUUAAACGUUGUAUUAAGAAGACCCCGUGACACCCUGAGCCCCCCAGCCCCUGCCCCUGAAGGCAGCACAAGCAGACGGAGUGGGGCAGGCGGCCGGGCUUCUGCCUGCUUCACGUUGGAGGUUCCCCUCUGGGACGCCUGGGCAUUCCCCAGUGAAGGCUUCUUGGGGCUGCCCUGCCCCACCCUCUCCCCUCAGGAAGGGGCAGAUCUGGGCCUAGGGGAAGGAACGUCGGCAAGGUGGCUCUGACCCUCCCAGGUGACUGCCAAGCAGCUCCGACCCCCGGGGCUGCCCUAAGCAACGUCCUCCCCAGGCCCCCAUAAGCUGCUCUCCCUUGGAACCUGCACACCUCUCUGAAAUGGGGCAUUUUGUUGAGACCAGCGACCCCUGGCACAGGGCGACACCCUGGAGCCCGGUGCUGGGGCCUCCCAGACCACCCCGUCCUCCGCUCCUUUGCCACAAAGACCCAAGCCCAUGCUCCGGACUUUGGCUGAGGGGAUGCAGGUUUGGGCCAGCACAGGACACCCCUACCCCAGCAUGUCCCUGUCACAGCGGAGGGCCAUUGUGGCAUGGACAGGAUGCAUCCUGGUGGCAUCCCCAACGCUGGGAAGCAUCCCUGGGCCGGGGCCACCCCUGCUACCCUCCCACUGUGGGACCCAAGGGCAGGAGCGGCUGGAGCGGGAGACAGUGCUGGUCCCUGAGCCCCACGAAGGCCCUGGGCUGUGUGUCUGACUGCCACAGAACCAGCCGGGCGGCCCAUCUGUGUCCUGGGCCCCAUGUCCCAGCACCCAGGCCUCUCUCCAGUCCCCUCUGCUGGCCUCUUGCCAUGAGGGUAACCAGCUCUUCCCAGCAGACUGCCCUGGGAUCUCCUCCAGCUCCACACAGACCACAGGGACGGUCACUGGCACCACGCAUGGGCCCAGCCUGCCCUUCCCCUCCCCACGUUGAGGCCUUGUGGAUCCCAGGCUGACUACCCACCCUAGCAGCAGUUCGGACAUCUCCCCAAGUGCCACCCCGAGACUCCCACCACCAUCCCCAAGAAACCCUGGGCUGCCUGCCUCCCCUCCCCAGACUGGCUGGGGAGCCUGGGCCCCAUGGCAGAUUCAAGGGGAACCCCAAGGCCCAGGAUCUGGCCCAGCCUAGGCCGGGUGGAGGGGAGGGGCUGUCCAGCAGCGUCUCCUUCCUCCGUGGCGUCCCCAGCCCUGGGGACGGGGUCUUUUAGGGAACCUGCCUCUUUCCCACUCUUGUUUUGCCUCUGGUCCCUGCCCCCAGGUCUGGGUGGGCAGCGCCCCGUAGCCUCUGGAACUGUGUGCUGCAUAGAAUUUAAAUGAGAUUCACCCAGCACGAGGAGGAAGAAAAGCAGCAGUUCAUGGGGGAAACCACAGUUAACGGGGCGGGGGGGGGGUGUGUGGUCUGAGUGCCUCAAGAUGGUUUUCAAAAAAUAAUGUUUUUUUUAAAGAAAAUAAUUUUAUACAUGUCUACACAGCUGGCUGGAUUAUUGGGACUUUUAAACGAUCCCCUUUGAAGUGGAUCCAGAGACCUGUCCUGUACAUAACAGCAUUGUAGCAAUAAACGUGAUGUUUUAUAACGAC
Messenger RNA from Sapajus apella (tufted capuchin), 5443 nucleotides. RefSeq names its product transcription factor 3 (gene TCF3). The record is from RefSeq and is a predicted model, not a curated record. Gene Ontology annotation, biological process: immunoglobulin V(D)J recombination; regulation of transcription by RNA polymerase II. Lineage: Eukaryota; Metazoa; Chordata; Mammalia; Primates; Cebidae. Bases 1502 to 3469 code for a protein of 655 amino acids. Gene Ontology annotation, cellular component: transcription regulator complex. Gene Ontology annotation, molecular function: protein dimerization activity; DNA-binding transcription factor activity, RNA polymerase II-specific; RNA polymerase II cis-regulatory region sequence-specific DNA binding. The transcript has 19 exons.